Molecule: messenger RNA, 1644 nt
Organism: Fraxinus pennsylvanica
Lineage: Eukaryota; Viridiplantae; Streptophyta; Magnoliopsida; Lamiales; Oleaceae
Source: the annotation of a GenBank genome assembly
AUGUUGCUUACCCGUUUUUACUCUGUGUUCUUCAUCUUUCUCUUGUUAGGGGCUAGGUUGCAUGGUACAUCAUUUGAAAACCAUGGAAGUCGGAAAUCGUCUACAUUUUCAUUCUUUAGUCGAUUUUGGAGCAAGUCUAUUAGUCAUAUUGAUUCUGAUGAUAAGGAAUCAAGUAACUCAGGCAAAAUGCAUGGUAUCAGUCACUCCAAGGCAGAUAAUGGCAAUUUGGAAUCGUCUAGCCCGCGAAGAAUGAGCACCAUUAAUCAUGCCGUGGCAGUGAGUGGGAUAGGUGCCAACUGGGGCUCACAAACAUCACAUAACCUGCCUCCCGAGACAAUGGUGCGGAUGCUAAGAGAGAACGGGAUUCAAAAAGUUAAGCUUUUUGAUGCUGAUUAUGAUACACUAAGAGCACUUGGAAAGUCCGGGAUUGAGGUUAUGGUUGGCAUUCCCAAUGACAUGCUUGCAACUUUUGCUUCCAGCUCGAAGGCUGCUGAGAAAUGGGUAAAUAAAAAUGUCUCCCAUCAUCUCUCUACCAAUAAUGUCAAUAUCAGGUACGUUGCUGUUGGUAACGAACCUUUCUUGGCAACAUAUAAUGGAACCUUUCUUAGAACCAUGUACCCAGCUCUCAGAAAUAUUCAACAAGCGCUGAUAAAAGCCAGCAUCAGCAAUCAAGUAAAGGUCACUGUUCCUCUAAAUGCUGAUGUCUACUCGAGUUCAACUAGCUUGCCAUCUGGAGAUCCCAGCUUUCCUGUUGAAUAUGCCUUUUUUGAUGGAAAUGCGACACCUCUGAAUGAUGGUGGUACGAACUAUUACAAUAUGUUUGAUGCGAAUCACGACACUCUUGUCUGGGCAUUGCAAAAGAAUGGCUUUGGAAAUUUACCUAUAAUAGUUGGAGAAAUUGGGUGGCCGACUGACGGGGAUCGAAAUGCUAACCUAGAGUAUGCACAAAGGUUCAACCAAGGCUUCAUGGCUCAUAUAUCGGGUGGAAAAGGAACCCCAAUGAGGCCAGGGCCCAUCGAUGCAUAUCUAUUUAGUUUGAUGGACGAGGAUGAUAAGAGUAUUGAUCCCGGAAACUUUGAGCGACAUUGGGGAAUUUUCAAGUAUGAUGGACAACCCAAAUAUCCUCUCAACCUUGGAACCACUAACUCAGGAUCUCUCAUCCCGGCACGAGGUGUAAUUUAUUUAGAGCGAAAAUGGUGUAUAAUGAAGCCAAAUGCAAAACUAGAUGGUUCUGACGUCGCUCCAAGUGUAAGCUAUGCUUGUGCACGCGCUGAUUGCACGUGCCUCGGUUAUCAGACAUCAUGUGGAAAUUUGGAUGCUCGUGGGAAUAUUUCGUACGCUUUCAACAGCUAUUACCAGAAGAACAAUCAACUUGAUGAUGCCUGCAAAUUUUCGGGUCUUGGAACAAUUACAAGAGCUGAUCCAUCGACUGAAAGUUGCAGGUUCAAUGUCAUGAUCAAGGCAUACUACGGGAGUUCUGUACGAUUAUCAGGCUGUAUUCUGAAGACAUUGACUUUGGUUUGGAAGGCCCCAAUUGGUCAGCCAGUUUAUAUGGCUCAGCCUCAAGUUGAACAUUGGGAGGCUGUUAUGCCUNUUUUAUACAAGGCUAAUAAUCAUCUCGGAAGUAACUGGUUGAGCAGUUAA